GGUUUGUUUUCUCCACCAAUCAAUUAGACCACUUACCUAUAUCUCUAACAAGGUAAUCUUGGAGGGAUUUGUGGGCAAGGGAAAAUCUUCUCUGCUGGCUUUCUUUAAUGGCACAAAUUACAAAGAUGAAAAUUACAAUGAAUUUUUUGGUGCUGCACUUCACACAAUUCACACAGCUUCUAGUCUUCAGUUUGGUGUGAUAACUUCGUCGUCUGUAGCUGGGUUGCUUGGCUUGAAGAGAAUUGGGCAGAUUGGCUUAAUCAAUCCUUUAAAAGUUCAUAAAGUUUACCCACAAGGAUUGAAGUACAAUUCAACUACUCUGAAACAGUGGGCUGAACAAUGGAAAAUUCAGUACGUUCAAGAGUUAGAUCCAGACAUUAUCAAAUCAAAGACAUUUGGCAAGAUGAUAAAGAACCAGCCAUCAGUUAUUCUUUUUAUUCCAUUGGAUGGGAAGGAUGCAAAUGAAAGAAUUUUACACAUGUAUCACCAUGUUGCUAUGAGUUACCACAACUGCUCUUGUUCCGAGCCCGAACCGACACAUUCCGAUGAGUCCCCGACCUCAGCACGUGACGGUUGUCAUGACAAUGCUCACGUCAUAUCCUGUCAAUCACUUCCUGUCAGCUUCAUUCGUGGAAUGCGGAACAGUUGCGACGUUUGUCGUGAGUGUUGCGAAGUGCGUUCUUGCGCGAGAAACUCGUUUCCGUUACGAAACGUUUUCCGUGUUGCGAAGUUUCGCGUUACCACGAAACAGUUGCAGGAGUUUGCGUAAAAAUUCGUACCAGGAAAAGAAUGCUCUGAGCGUGUGUUGCUUCGAUAACAAAGUUCCAAGACUGCAGGAUUUAGUGAACUUUGGAAAGAGCUCAGGUGUGGUCAGCGAAACUGGAUUGAGCAGGGAAGAACAUUUAAAAAUCCUCGCAGAAAGAUUUCAAAUGUUAAACAAGGAUAUAAAAUCUAAUCCUUCUAAGAAUGACCUCGGUGUAUUCAAAAAUCUUCUUGGAAACUUCAUGAAUAUUUUCAAAUCUCCUGGUGAGGAAGAUAAAGGCAAACUUGAUAACAGAUUUACACAAACGUUUGAGAGUAAGUCACCCCCCGGUUUUAAUAAAAGUGAUCAGUACCCUCCUGAAUUUGGUACCUGUGAGUAUCCUGGGAAGAUAAGGGUAUUUGCUGGUGCCAGUUGCUAUAGCAACAUAACUGUCAAGUUUUAUUACAUGAAUUCUCGGAAGUAUUGGAAUUAUGCGGAGGCCUUUGGUGUGAAGUAUCACACUGCGCCACGAGUUGCUUUGGUUAUCGUUGAUAGUCAGAACGAAGCACAGUAUGUUCUCCCAGAGGAAACAACGUUAAACAAUGCUUCUGUUGUUAAUUUUCUUAUGAAUUUUACAAACGGGAUCCUAUCGAGACGGCUACGGUCUGCGCCAGUCCCAAAUCAGCCAUGUUUUACGACCAGCGGUUGUCUCUACGAAGUCGUAUCGAAGACGUUCUCUAAGAUUGUUCUAGAUGAUGAAAAGGAUGUGUUUUUAAUGUAUUAUACUUCUUGGUGUGGCUUUUGCAAGUCUGUUAACCACAUCAUCGUCUCUCUCGUUCAACAUUAUAAACAUUCUGAACACAUCAGAAUUGCCAGAUUGAACGGAGAUUUGAAUGAUCUUCCCUGGCAAUACACAUCGAACUCGUAUCCUAGUUUCAUAUUUUUUCCUGCAAGAAGGAAAGAUCUCUCCGUAAAAUUUCCUGAAAAUCAGGCCCGCACUUUAGAGAAUUUUAUCAAAUUUAUGGAAACGCACAAAACUGGUCACGUGAAAAUACGUCAGAGAUACGUCACUGGAUCAGGUCACAUGAGAGUACAUAGCUUACAGAGAAAUCUUAAUUAUUUAAAAAGACAGAAUACUAAUUUAAGACGGCGUCUAAAUAGCGAAAUUGCUGCGAAAGAAAAUGCAAAAAGACAAGUAGACGCGCUUUUAAGCGAAAGAACGGCGGUUGAGUUGGAUUAUAAUGCUAAACUACGGAAAUUAUCCGUUGAGAAUUCGAAACUUCUGCGCGAAAUUUUACAAGCAAAAAAGCGGCUGAGCAAAUAUCGUAGCAUUGCCCAGAGGACGGUGGAGGAGUUGAAGAGAAGGAACUGGGAACUACACUCAACUAUAGUUAGUUUAGAAGAAGGAAAUUUACUACUUUCUAAAGAAACAACUGAAAAUUAAAAUAUAAAAUUUAUAUAUAGAUAUUCGUCCACUUGUAUUUUUAGGAAACAAACUAAACUAACUUUUUU
This is a messenger RNA of Dendronephthya gigantea, 2254 nucleotides long. Its product is annotated as thioredoxin domain-containing protein 11-like. Bases 546 to 2186 code for a protein of 546 amino acids. NCBI's taxonomy places the organism in Eukaryota, Metazoa, Cnidaria, Anthozoa, Malacalcyonacea, Nephtheidae. The record is from RefSeq and is a predicted model, not a curated record. The transcript has 12 exons.